Betta splendens (Siamese fighting fish) is the source of this 3486-nucleotide messenger RNA. It is a transcript of the gene cdc42ep1b, whose product is annotated as CDC42 effector protein (Rho GTPase binding) 1b. The record is from RefSeq and is a predicted model, not a curated record. NCBI's taxonomy places the organism in Eukaryota, Metazoa, Chordata, Actinopteri, Anabantiformes, Osphronemidae.
CCCCCGUCUCCUCCUCCUCCCGUCUCCCCUCAGCAGCAGCUCAGAGUCGCUCUGCUGAAGCAGAGCUGCGUCCGAGCGGAGACGCGCGGCGCGGACCUCAAACCGAGGAGAGCGAAGAAGCUGCGAGGACUCGUCCGAGAGUUUAUUUAAAGGAAGCUGCUUCAGGAGUCGGAGCCUCAGACGUGAGGACGCGUCCUCCUGUCGGACACAGAGCCUCCGUCUGAUGCAGACUCCGGUCCACCGGGUUCUGCUCAGGACUGACCUCAACCACAGCGCGCUGGUUCUGUUCUGAAACGGAUCCGGUCCACCUUCCUCUAAACGUCUCACACAGUGAACCUCAACCACAGUCAACAGACGAGUGGAGGCAGAAGGUUCCUCAUCAGCAUCCUGGGUCCAAACCUGACGGAUCCACUCUGUUCUCCGUCCCCCCACACGUUCCGACCCGUGACUCAUGAACCAGAUCCAAGUCCCUGAAGUGACAACUUGAACACGAAUCGCAGCACAAAUAGGGUUUCUCUACUCAAUCUGGAGCCGUUGACGCAGAGCGUUCGUGGCCUUCAUUCCUUGAACUAAACGGAGCUCAGGGAUCCUGCGACACCUGAACGCGUCGAUCGUCCUCUUCAACACAUUCGUCCAAACAGGAAACACUGAGCGUCUUCCCAGCUGCAUUGUUUGUCCUGGAAAAGGUGAAAACCUGGGAUUAUCUGCAGAUUUACGGGCCGUAAUCUGAGUCCGGGCUCAGGAGACUGACAGCCUCACUUUGCUGGAGUCGUUAUCUCACAAUCUACUACUGAUGAAAACUCCAACAGGCCGCGGCUUUAAUCCACACGUGUCUGGAGCUUAGCAGCGCUGCUUCCACCCUGGAGCCACAGGAGGAGCGGGAAGAACAGGAGAAACGGGCCGAACCCGAAGGUCCGACUGAUGGAAGACAAGGGGUUAUAAUGAAGGCUGCGGUGACGAGGAUGAAACAGCUGUGAACUCAUGUUCCUCCUCUUCUGUCUGUCUCUCCUGCAGUGACGGAGCGACACGCUCGCUGACCUGGACACCAGAGCACUAAGUGGAUUGAAGAAGGCAGAGAGCAGGUGAGGGAGGACGGGAGGGAUUAUCAGCUAAUCCAGAGAGCGGAGCCUCGUCUUCCUCUCGACUCAGACAGAGCUUCUCUAAAAGCCUCAAGCUGCUCGUUUCCCUUCGCUGGAACUCUUUCACGGAGCCGUGGAGCCAGUGAACAGACGGCAGCACAUGGUCAAAGCUCUGCAGAGGGGGUCGGGUCAGUGGACCCCCCACAGGGCCUCUGGAGGAGGGACCGAAGCUGGACGACGGACGGAGACGACUCCUGAAGGUCCAGAAGCUCCAGGCAGAAGGACCUGGAUCAGUGGAGGAGGAUUAAAGGUUUGGCCAUGAACGCGUUUAGCAAAGCUAACGGCUAACGGCUAACCAUCACCAACGACAGGACGACCAUGAUAUCCCACAUUUCCAUUGGCGGCUGUUUGAGCUUUGACUCAAGCCCGGCCUCUGACCCUUUGUGACCGUGUGAUGAGCUGAGGACAGACAGGAAGCUCCGCGUCCACUGAAUCGCUGGCUCUGGGUCUGUGGAGAACGGAUUAUUCCGCAUUCUCUGUUUGCUGCUCUCACACAGCUUUAAUUGUCUGGUUCCGUCACGCUCACGCUGCGCCUUCGCCGACAUGCUGUGACUUUCCCUGCACCAUGAGUCUGGGGAAGCUGCCAGGCAUCAAAGGCCUGGUGUCCGGCUCCCAGGGGAAGCGGCGCUUCAGGAGCGAGCUCUCCGUGGACAUGAUCGGCCCCCCGCUGGGCGACUUCCGCCACACCAUGCACGUGGGCCGCGGCGGCGACGUGUUCGGCGACACCUCCUUCCUCAGCAGCUACGGCGGCUCCAGGGAGCCCGGCAGCCCCGACUCGGCCGCCAGCGCCAAAGCCGACGGCUUCUUCGCCCGCACCUUCCGUCAGGGCUGGAAGAGCGCGGCGCCGCGGCCUCGAGGCGGCUCCCGGGACCUGGCGUCGCCCCCGCCCGACGUCUCCCCCAUCAUCAAGAACGCCGUCUCCCUCCCACAGCUCAACAUGGACAUCGGCGGCCUGCUCGCCGGGUCCCUCAGCUCCACGGACGACUCGCUCUGCACGUACGGUUUGUCGUCCGGCUUCCUCACGCUGCCUCGACCUUCUCUCGCCUCGACAGGGCAGCUCCAUGAGGCCUCGCUCCCCGACGGCGGCGGCUUCCUCCGGUCGCGCUCUGACUCCCUCACCUCCUUUCACCGUGGACCUCGGCCCUCCCUCAUGACCGAAGUGCUCACCUUGAUUGACAGCUCCAGCUGCCUGCGGACGUUCCAGUCACCGCCAGGCAGCAGAUGAGGAGGUAGGAAGAGGAGGAGGAGCAGCAGGAGGAGGACAGCUCCCUGACUGACACCCCCGGUGCAGAGUCCGGGGGCGACGUCGCCCAGCGGCUCCUUCAGGAGGACGAGGCCGGAGGAGGGCGGGGGGGCAGCGAGGACCGGUCCGUCUGCAGACUCCCCUCUCAGAGCUGAACCUGUGAUGGAGGCAGAACGCUUCCAGAGGGCGGCCGACGUCCUGUCCAGACACUACGGAGGAGGAUCCUUCACAAAGGGAACCAGCAAUAACUUCACAAACGCUGCUGGUUCCCACAGUCGCAAAACGUCGCAGGCCUUUUCAGAGGAGGAGGAGGAGAUCAAGGUGUAGAAGCAGGAGGAGCGUGUGGAGGAUGGAGCGUGGGGUGAAUCCCUGCUCUCUGGACCAGUUUAAAGCAUUAAAGACUACGUGCACACGUUCAGAUGUUCAUAAGGUUUUAGUUCAGUCUCAGCAUCUUAAUGAAACACUGACGUCCGACUAAUAAGUCACUACAUAACCAUAAACCAAAUGUUUUUUACCUACGUGCAUGUUUAACGUGAGGUCGGAGGGUCACUGAUUUAUAACAGAUGUGAUCAACAUCAGCUCAUUGUAAACAGAUAAACUAAUGAUCCCAAUAAUUGAAUUAGAAAAAGUGAAAAACCUGUUCAUUUAGUUUUUGUUUUAUUUCUGCUCAUCUGUUUCACCUUUAACUUUACAGCGGGAGCUUUUUUACUGCUGUGCUUGUAAAUGCAUUCUAUAAGAGGAGGGUGUGGAAUUAGACAUAAGAGAUAAGAGAUAAGAGAAUUUGUAGCAAACAAACUGUUCGACACUAGACAUGAAGUCAGGAAGACACAUAUUAAAGGUAAGUGUAGAGAAAAGCUUUAAACUCAGUCUCAAACCUCAUGUUUCUGUGAUGUUAGGUGGAGAAUUACAACACAGCUCUGUAUCGAUACUGCACAUUUACAGCCCGUGGAGGGAGUUAGCGAUUAGCGGUAGAAGCUGCUUUCACUUUGUGUCUCUGAAGAACAUUUAUAUCCCCAGUUUACUUAAACUGACGAUUUGUUUUACAGGAACCUGACACCUCUAUUUCUAGCUUCUACAUUUAGCAAUAAAAGUAUUUCAACAGUG